Messenger RNA from Blastocystis hominis, 345 nucleotides. RefSeq lists its product as hypothetical. The coding region runs from base 1 to 345 and encodes 114 amino acids. Gene Ontology annotation, molecular function: 5-diphosphoinositol pentakisphosphate 1-kinase activity; diphosphoinositol pentakisphosphate kinase activity; inositol hexakisphosphate kinase activity. Gene Ontology annotation, biological process: inositol metabolic process; inositol phosphate biosynthetic process. The transcript is spliced from 3 exons. NCBI's taxonomy places the organism in Eukaryota, Bigyra, Opalinata, Blastocystidae. The record is from RefSeq and is a predicted model, not a curated record.
AUGGACAAGUCUCUGCCUGUAGCCCCUAAGAAAUAUCGAUUCGGAAUUUGUGCUAUGAGAAAGAAAGUAGAAGCAUCGCCGAUGAAGAUGCUCAUGGAGAGAAUCCGCCCUUUUGUCGAAAUCGUGAUUUUUGAAGAAGAAACUAUUCUUCAUGCUCCGAUCGAGGAAUGGCCCAUUGUAGAUGUUCUUAUGGGUUGGUACUCGGACGGUUAUCCUUUGGACAAGGCAAUCUCAUAUGUGGAGCUCCGAAAGCCGUAUUCCCUCAACGACUUGUCAAUGCAGAAAAUAUCCUGUGGUAAUAAUAAUAAUAAUAAUAAUGAUAAUAUCUUUUGGUUCCUUUAUUGA